Messenger RNA from Microdochium trichocladiopsis, 306 nucleotides. RefSeq lists its product as uncharacterized. NCBI's taxonomy places the organism in Eukaryota, Fungi, Ascomycota, Sordariomycetes, Xylariales, Microdochiaceae. Bases 1 to 306 code for a protein of 101 amino acids. The record is from RefSeq and is a predicted model, not a curated record. The transcript is spliced from 2 exons.
AUGUCUGACGACCGGUACAAGCCCACUGAGCACGGCGGUCUCCGCGAGGAUGGCCAACCCGACAGGCGCGUCGGCACCGGCGAGUUCGCCUACGGCAAGGUUGACCCCCAUGAGGCGGGCGAGAAGGGCGGCAAGCUCAGCGGCAUUGGCUCCAGCGACGACAAUAACACUUCGGGCAGGUCGGGCAACUCUGGCAGCUCGGGCAGGUCGGGCGGUUCCCAAAAGGGACAGUUCGCCCACGGCAAGGUCGACCCCCAUGAGGCUGGUCGGAAGGGCGGCCACGCGGCUCAUGAGCGGAACGACUGA